AUGGCCAACUCUACAGGAAACCCAUCCCUUUUGGGCAACCAAGGUCCUGUGGAUAAUUUACGUCUUGAACAAAAUACAGACCCCGUGGGAAAUAACCCCCUUAUAAAUGUUCAAUAUCCAGCAGGAAAUCCAUCCCUUUUGGACAACCAAGGCCCUGUGGGUAAUCUACGCCUUGAAAAAAAUCUAGGCCCUGUGGGAAAUGACCCCUUUAUAAAUGUCCAAUACCCAGCAGGAAAUCCAUUCCUUUUCGAUAACCAAGGUCCUGUCGAAGAUCCACGCCUUGAACAAAAUACAGACCCCGUGGGAAAUAACCCCCUUAUAAAUGUCCAAUACCCAGCAGGAAAUCCACCCCUUUGA
Belonocnema kinseyi is the source of this 357-nucleotide messenger RNA. RefSeq names its product myosin light chain kinase, smooth muscle-like. The record is from RefSeq and is a predicted model, not a curated record. The transcript has a single exon. Lineage: Eukaryota; Metazoa; Arthropoda; Insecta; Hymenoptera; Cynipidae. The coding region runs from base 1 to 357 and encodes 118 amino acids.